Messenger RNA from Bacillus rossius redtenbacheri, 733 nucleotides. Its product is annotated as chondroitin proteoglycan-2-like. Gene Ontology annotation, cellular component: extracellular region. Bases 74 to 670 code for a protein of 198 amino acids. The transcript has 3 exons. NCBI's taxonomy places the organism in Eukaryota, Metazoa, Arthropoda, Insecta, Phasmatodea, Bacillidae. Gene Ontology annotation, molecular function: chitin binding. The record is from RefSeq and is a predicted model, not a curated record.
UUACAAAUAGCCAUGUAAAAGCAACGAGAAACCAUUCAUCGCAUUGAGACCAUCAAGUAGACGAACUUCAAAAAUGAACGCAUUCGCAGUGGUAGCCUUGCUGCUGGUGGCCUACGCCCAGGCUGACGUCACCGAGCUGACACAAGCCCAGGUGGACGCGCUGUCUGCGGAGGAACUCCAGGCCAUCACCCAGGAGCAGUGGGGCAUCAUCUCCUCCAGGUGGUGCAGUCCUCUCUUCGCCAGCUACGCCAAGUCCCAGUACCUGCCGGACCGCACCAACUGCCACUACUACUACGAGUGCGUGGGCUACAAGGCGGUGAGGAUGGAGUGUGCCGCCAACCUCUACUGGAACACCAAGCUGGAAACCUGUGACUACCCGUACCACGCAGGCUGCAAGUACGGCAGUGCAUCUUCUAGCUCGGGAUCAGGAUCAGGAUCCGGAUCUGCCUCUGGAUCAGGAUCAGCAUCAGGAUCAGGAUCUGCCUCUGGAUCAGCAUCAGGAUCAGGAUCUGCCUCUGGAUCAGGAUCUGCCUCUGGAUCAGGAUCAGGAUCUGCUUCAGGAUCAGGAUCUGCUUCAGGAUCAGGAUCAAGCAACCACAACCAAGCAAUCGAGAUUCCAGUUGCGAACCAAAAUGUCAUUCCAGUUGUCGUCCCAUUCAAUAACCAAUAAAGAACAAAAAUGAUGUAUGGGAGUGUUAACUUUGAAUAAAUAAUGUUAAAAUGAUACAUAAUA